AAAAAGGCUCAUGACUUCGGUUUCCUGUUUAGGAAACACGCACGACUUUUUAAAGGGACAGUGGCUUGUGAUGACAGUUCCCCAAGUGCCAGCUGCCCUCCUUCACCGAAUCGAACAGGAACUGGACGCGGAGGAAAGGGAAAUCAUGCAGUAUUUGUGCCGAGAUCUUGUUCCUGACGUACCUGCGUCAGAGACACGGAAACUCUUUGUGGCUUUGAACGAGAUGGAGAUACUGACGCCCAGCACCUUGUCUGAAAUCCUGUACAGAUUGAAGAGAUUUGACUUGCUGAGGAAAGUCCUGGGGACUGGGAGGGCAGCUGUGGAAGCCCAUUUGUCUCGGUAUCCCCCGUUGAUACCAAAGUACAGGGUGCUAAUGGCAGAAAUCAGCAAGGAACUGGAUAAAGAAGAUCUGCGUUCCUUUAUGUUCCUCAUGAUGAACGAUACAUCCCACGGGAAGACAACAAAAGAGAAGACUUUCCUGACAAUUAUAACUGACCUUGAGAACCUAGAUCUGGUGUCUCCUAGCCGCCUAGAUUUUCUGGAAGAUUGCUUCUUGCACAUGUGCAGGAGAGACUUGGUGAAGAGGAUCCAGAAGUUCAAGCAGGAAGCUCCAGAGCAUCCCAUUGGCUCUUCGUCGGUAUGUGCUAGCAGACUUCAGGCAUCUUUUCCUGAGCUGUCUAUUGCUGAUCCUCCAAGGGUUGGGAACCAAGGAAAGCUGUCAAAUGGAGAAUGUGCCUUUCAGGCAGCAAAGGUUAACAUAUCAAUACCAGAAACAGGAGGAGCCCAAGCACAGGUCCUUAACAAAUACAGAAUGCGGAGCAAGCCCUUGGGAGUAUGCUUGAUUAUAGACUGCAUUGGCAAUGAUACAAGUAUGCUGGCAGAAGCCUUCAGUGCCCUGUCCUUCGAAGUCCACUGUUGCCUGUUCCUGAGCGUGGACUCCUUGGUGCGCAAGCUGUUCGAAGUCGCGAGGCUGAAGCAGCACAAGGACUACGACUGCUUCGUUUGCGUCCUCAUCAGCCGAGGGAACGAACACGGCAUCUUCUGCACUGACCACGGUGUUCCGGCAUUCUCCCUGGAGAGGGUGAAGAAUUUCUUUACUGGGGAUGCGUGUGUUUAUCUCUCGGGGAAACCGAAGCUGUUCUUCGUCCAGAACUAUGUUGAGCCCGGAAGCAGGCAGGAGAAUACCAGCUUAAUAGAGACAGAUGGAGGAGAUCUGUGUACCAUCCCACAAGCAGCAGACAUUCUCUGGAGCCAGUGUAUGCUGGAUGCAUCACACUUGGAGAGGUUGCAGAGUCCAUCGUCUUACUACCUGUCUGCUCUAGCUGAGCUUCUGACUGAGCCACACAAAAGGAAGUUGCAUCUGCUGGAUAUCCUGGUGGAGCUGAACAACAGAGUUUAUUCGCGGAACAGGACUCACCCUACGGAACAGUAUUUCGUCAUGUUGAAGCAUACCCUAAGGAAAAAGCUUUUUCUCUCUGACACCUAAAUACGCAAAGCCUAACUCGCAGCAGUUGUGCCCUAGGGAGACAUCCCUUUGAAUGCCAUCCAUUGGUUCCCCCUGUAAGGUCAAGAAUCACCAGCUAUGGUAGGAUUUUGUCCCCUCUUUGAGCCGCCAGGCACCCAAAGUUCAGAUAGAUAGGUGCUGAAUUAAAGGACAAUACAGUGGUACCUCUGGUUACGAACGGGAUCCGUUCCAGAGCCCCGUUCGCACCCUGAAAGGUCCGUAUCCUGAAGUGCCGAAUCUGCACAUGCUUGCUGCGCAAUUCGGCGCUUAUGUGCGUGACGUCAUUGGACGUGUCUGCGCAUGCACGAACCGCCGAACCCGGAAGUAACCCGUUCCGGUACUUCCGGGUUUGGCGCAUUCGUAUCCCGUGACGAACGCAACACGCAGUGUUCGCAACACAAGAUACGACUAAUCUAACGCAACAUAGCAGAUUAAUAGACAUCACUGACCACACCUCUUCAUUUUUAAACUUCUUUCUCACAACCCUUUUGAGAGUUUCCUUCUGCCCUUUUCUCCACUCCGGGGGGGGGGGUGUUCA
This is a messenger RNA of Lacerta agilis (Sand lizard), 2042 nucleotides long. It is a transcript of the gene CFLAR, whose product is annotated as CASP8 and FADD like apoptosis regulator. The record is from RefSeq and is a predicted model, not a curated record. The transcript has 9 exons. Lineage: Eukaryota; Metazoa; Chordata; Lepidosauria; Squamata; Lacertidae. Gene Ontology annotation, molecular function: protein binding; cysteine-type endopeptidase activity. Gene Ontology annotation, biological process: negative regulation of extrinsic apoptotic signaling pathway via death domain receptors; proteolysis. Bases 11 to 1486 code for a protein of 491 amino acids.